This is a messenger RNA of Hordeum vulgare subsp. vulgare (domesticated barley), 1387 nucleotides long. Its product is annotated as keratin-associated protein 5-2-like. The transcript is spliced from 5 exons. The coding region runs from base 285 to 1172 and encodes 295 amino acids. Lineage: Eukaryota; Viridiplantae; Streptophyta; Magnoliopsida; Poales; Poaceae. The record is from RefSeq and is a predicted model, not a curated record.
GCAGCGCUCGCUAUAUGGAGAGACUCCUCGCCUCCGCCUUCAUUUCCACCACCUGCUCCUGCUCCUGCUCCUCCCCAGCCACAGCCUCUUCCUCCUGCGCUGCUGCUCAGCCUCCGCACCCUCUCGCAUCCAUCACCGCCGCCCAGUACGCAACCAGCACCCCCUCUUUCGCCGCGCCUCCUGCCGCUAGCUGCUGCUGCUGCUGCUCCUCCGGCGGCGACGCCUAAUGCGCUAGGCAGGCCCUCUUCGUUCGCCCGGGUGCGCGAGACAGGGAGAGAAGGGACAUGGGGGAGGGCGCGGUGGUGGUGCUGGAGCCGCCCAAGCCCAGGUCGCCGCCGAGGUACCCGGACAUGUGCGGCCGCCGGCGCCUGCAGCUGGAGGUGCAGAUCCUUGACCGCGAGCUCACGUUCCUCAAGGACGAGCUACAUUUACUUGAAGGGGCUCAACCAGUCUCACGUUCUGCUUGCUUGAAAGAGGUAAAUGAGUUUGUUGGUACAAAACAAGAUCCACUGAUACCAAUUAACAAAAGGAAGCAUCGGUCCUGCCGUCUUUAUUGGUGGAUCAGAUCAAAACUGUGCGUAUGUGCUUCAUGGCUGUGCUGCUCCUGCCAAUGCCUACCAACCUGCAAAAGACCAAGCUGCUUGGACUGUUCAUGCUGCGAGCCAAACUGCUCGUGCUGCAGCCCGAACUGCUGCAGCUGCUUCAAGAUCCCUUCGUGCUGCAAACCGAGCUGCGGCUGCUUCGGGUGCUGCAGCUGCAGCAAACCACAGUGCUGCAGCGGCGGCUGUAACCCUUGCGGCGAGUGCAAGCCGGAGUGUGGCUCUUGUUCCGCCGGUGGCUGCUGCGGCGACUGCAAGCCAAGCUGCAGCUGCUGCGGCGAGCAGUGCCAGUGCUGCUCCUGCCCUCGAUGCACGGGGGGCUGCUUCAAGCUCCCGAAAUGCUCGUGCGCGCAGUGCUUCAACUGCCAGUCGUCGUGCUGCAAGGGGCAGCCGUCGUGCUUCAGGUGCCAGUCGUCGUGCUGCGACAAGGGCGGCUGCUGCAGCAGCGGGUCGUGCCUGAGCUGCCCGAAGCCGUCGUGCCCGGAGUGCUCCUGCGGGUGCGUGUGGUCGUGCAAAAACUGUACAGACGGAUGCCGAUGCGCCCGGUGCUGUGCUAGCGGGUGCCUGUGUUGAAGUAGACCCGCCCCCUUCCACUCUGCUUUUUUUUUUUUAGCUUCUUUCUCUCUGCUAUUUUGGUAGCUGUCUUUUGUCUUGCUGCUUAAGCCUUUGUUUGGGCCUGUUCGGGCUUUUGGCGUAUGGUGGGUGUUUCUCACAUGUAAAAAAAUAACUUGACCUCCGGAUCACAAGGCAGAAUGAAGUAGUUCUAGUAUCAGUAGCCAAGUUAUAUA